Pyrus x bretschneideri (Chinese white pear) is the source of this 1660-nucleotide messenger RNA. RefSeq names its product pre-mRNA splicing factor SR-like 1. The transcript is spliced from 5 exons. Lineage: Eukaryota; Viridiplantae; Streptophyta; Magnoliopsida; Rosales; Rosaceae. The record is from RefSeq and is a predicted model, not a curated record. Gene Ontology annotation, cellular component: precatalytic spliceosome. Bases 153 to 1406 code for a protein of 417 amino acids.
AAAAAGAGGUAAUAAUAAUAAGAAGAAAAGCUUUUAACCGUCGGGCCUACGAUUCAGAAAGGAGAGAAAGAGGCGAAGAGGGUUAGAAGCUGCUCAGCAGAUCGUGAAUUCGGCGGAAAUUUCCCCAAAUUGCUUCAAAAGCGUAGGCGUGGAUGGAGGUACAGACAUGUGGGAAAUCCAUUGACUCAUUGCUCGAGAAGGUGCUUUGUAUGAACGUUCUAUCUUCCGACUACUUCAAGGAACUUUACCGGUUAAAGACGUACCAUGAAGUCAUUGAUGAAAUUUACAACCAAGUAGACCAUGUCGAGCCGUGGAUGACCGGGAAUUGCCGCGGCCCGUCAACUGCCUUCUGUCUGCUGUACAAGUUCUUCACCAUGAAGCUCACCAUUAAGCAAAUGCACGGUCUUUUAAAGCACGAGGAUUCGCCCUACAUAAGAGCGGUGGGUUUCCUCUACUUGAGAUAUGCUGCAGACCCAAAGACUUUGUGGAAUUGGGUUGAACCCUAUAUUAAAGAUGACGAGGAAUUUUCUCCUGGUUCCAAUGGACGGAUGACAACUAUGGGUGUAUACGUGCGUGAUUUGCUGCUUGGGCAGUACUAUUUUGAUACCCUUUUCCCCCGCAUCCCUGUUCCUGUUAUGCGGCAGAUUGUAGCUAAUCUUGAGAAGAUGAAACUCCCCACCAAACUAUCUGGUAUUACUGGAGAGGCUACCCGCCAUGGAUCUGAUGACACAGCUCGUCGCCCACCUUCUGUGAAAGCUGCUCUUUCAGUUUCCUUUGGUCAACGUGCUCCACAUCGUGCUUCAACAAGGGACUCCUCACCUGUUCGUCGCACCUUACCACCACCACCUUAUGAUAAAGCCAGUAGUGAUGAUCAAAGGACCCGUUGCAGUCAGAGCCGUGAAUAUUCUGACAGAGAAUAUUCAGACAGGGACAGAGGAAGGGACCGUGAUCGCAAUCGGGAUCGAGAAAGAUACAAGGAAUGGGAGCGGGACCGAGACAGAGACAGAGCGAGAGAUAGAGUUAGGGAUAAGGAAAGGGAGCGAGAGAGGGAUAGAGAACGAAGUUCUGAUUAUGAUCGGAGGUCCAGAUAUGGAGAGAGAGAAAGUCGAAGGGAUCCAUAUGAGAGUAGCCGUGAUGGCGGUAGGCAUUCUCAUAGGAGUAGGAGUCGGAGCCGCAGUAGAAGCAGGAGUCGAAGUCGGAGUUUGCAAGCGGGCACUACACUUCAUUCGAGCCCACAGAGAGAUGUAAACAAGGAUAGAACAUCUGCAUCUAGCAACCUGGCAAUACUUAGGGAUCUUUAUGGGGAUAUCAGUAAUCAAAAAGGCGAUGCUAGCUUGGAUAGGAUUCCCAGGGGAGAUAAUGGUGGUGAAGAGGUGAUUAGACUUGGUGGUUCUCGUUGGAAAUAGAACGAGUAGGAUUGUCUCUCCUCUCUGUUAUCAGAUGUGUCAUUUGAGUCUUCUGGCCGGAACUGAUUCGAUCACCAUGAGAAGGCAGAAAAUCUACCCAUGUGUUGCCCUUCGUUGCAGCAUGCUCAUGUCACAAUGCUCCAUGUAUACUAGACAUUAUUCAGAAUUUCAAUCUUACAAUUGAUCCUCAUGAUUCGGUUGUCGGGCGCAAUGUUAACUGUGUAACAGCAUGUAAUAACGCAAAAUUUUCUCUA